GCAGUGGGUGGAGACAGGAUAGCAAGUCGAAUCGAAAUCGCCCUUUUGACAGCUAACAUUUUAAAAAAAAUACUGUCCAACUUUAAACUUGAAUGAAUGCGUUGGUAUUUCGUACAGUUGCACCUACAUUGAGGCAUAUCGUUAAGGAGGUUCAUUCUAUCACGUCAAUCUUCUGGAACGUUUCUGCGGAGAGUAUGCUCUGGAGCUAGUAAUGCUGCCUUAGCUGAAACAUUUCAGCUGCAGUGAAGAAAAUACCUUUCCGUUUUAUCGAAACUCCCCGGUGUAUCAGCACCUGGCUAGCGGGAGACAGAGCAUGCGUGUGAGGUCAGAGAUCAAAUUGAACGUGGAGCUGUGAUGCGUGCGGCGAGCUGCAGGAUGAAUGUGGCGGCCAUUCUGAACGGCCUACUGGUGUCGGUGGUGGCAGCACUGCUCUGGAAGUACGUGAGGCUAAGCGAGCAUGCUGCAGUACUGGAGGAGGAGCUGCAGCUGACCCGCCAGUCCCAGGAGUUGUCCCAGGCCCGGAUAGACUACCACACUGCUCUGCUGGCCCUCCAAGAGUAUGGCACCCGUAUGGUCUGCACCGGCAAGAUGCACACUGAUCGCAUCUGCCGCUUCGAUUACCUGUGCUACUGCACCGAGGCCGAAGAGUUUGUCUUCUUCCACAGCAACUCCUCCUUCAUGCUGCCCAACCUGGGGCCCCGGCGCUUCCAGCCGGCCCUGCUGGACCUGUCCUCUGUGGAGGAUCACAACACCCAGUACUUCAACUUCCUGGAACUGCCCGCAGCUGCCCUCAAGUUCAUGCCCAAGCCUGUGUUCGUCCCUGACGUCGCCCUCAUCCUCAACCGGUUCAAUCCGGAUAAUCUGAUGCACGUGUUCCACGAUGACCUGCUUCCCAUCUUCUACACCAUGCAGCAGUACUCGGACCUGGACGAUGAGGCCCGCCUGGUCUUCAUGGAGGGCUGGAGUGAGGGCGCACACUUUGACCUCUACCGCCUGCUGAGCAGCAAGCAGCCACUUCUCAAAGAACAGCUGAGGAACUUUGGCAAACUUAUGUGCUUCACAAAGUCCUACGUGGGCUUGUCCAAGAUGACCACAUGGUACCAGUACGGCUUUGUCCAGCCACAGGGCCCCAAAGCCAACAUCCUGGUCUCUGGGAACGAGAUCCGUCAGUUUUCCUCAUCGCUGAUGGAGAAGCUCAAUAUCACCACGCUAGGAGGAGAGGAGAGCCCAGUGGAGGAAAAGGAUGAGUACAUCGUAGUGUUCAGUCGCUCCAUCAACAGACUCAUCCUGAACGAAGCAGAGCUGAUCCUGGCGUUAGCGCAGGAGUUCCAGAUGAGAGCUGUGACGGUGUCUCUGGAGGAGCAGACCUUCCCCAGCAUCGUCAAGGUCAUCAGCGGGGCCUCCAUAUUGGUCAGCAUGCACGGGGCCCAGCUGGUCUCCUCUCUCUUCCUCUCACGGGGGGCCAUCGUAGUGGAGCUCUUCCCCUAUGCGGUCAACCCAGAGCAGUACACCCCUUACAAAACCCUGGCCUCUCUACCAGGCAUGGACCUGCAGUAUGUGGCCUGGAGGAACAUGGUGGAGGAGAACUCUGUGGCCUACCCAGAGAGGCCCUGGGAGCAGGGAGGUAUAGCCCACCUGGAUAAGGAAGAGCAGGACCACAUCCUGGCCAGUAAGGAAGUGCCCAGACACCUGUGUUGCCGCAACCCUGAGUGGCUCUAUCGCAUCUACCAGGACACCAUAGUGGACAUCCCUUCUUUACUAGAGGCUCUCAGAGCGACAGUGAAAACCAAGCCCAACCUGAAGAAGGCCAAGCCUGCCAGCACGGUCCACCCAGGCCAGGUCAGAGAGCCCCAGUGCCAGACGUCGGUCCAGGCCACCAACGAGGCUAAGCUGACUGUGUCGUGGCAAAUCCCCUGGAACCUCAAGUACCUGAAGGUCAGGGAGGUGAAGUAUGAAGUGUGGAUCCAGGAGCAAGGAGAGAACACGUACAUGCCUUAUAUUCUCCCCCACCAGAACUAUACCUUUUCUGAAAACAUCAAACCCUUUACGACGUACCUGGUGUGGGUGCGCUGCAUCUUUAAUAAAAACCUCCUGGGGCCCUUUGCAGAUGUACUCACGUGCAGGACAUAAUUUGAGUUGAUAUUUACAGUUUGAAGUAUGUGACUGCUUGUUCCGGAUGAUCAGAUAUUGGGGCUGUGGAUUAUUGAAGGUGAUGCUAGAAAGGUUCUGUAUAAUUUCAGCCAGUAGUUUUGAAAGUAGCGCUCACGAGCCAAAAUGGGUCCCAGAAAAUGGUGCACAAUUGUAUACGACGUCAUUCAUUUUGUAUGAUAUGUUACGUCCUGCACAAUAAAUGUAUGUUUCCUGAAA
Salmo salar (Atlantic salmon) is the source of this 2367-nucleotide messenger RNA. Its product is annotated as protein O-linked-mannose beta-1,4-N-acetylglucosaminyltransferase 2. Gene Ontology annotation, molecular function: protein binding; protein O-acetylglucosaminyltransferase activity. The record is from RefSeq and is a predicted model, not a curated record. Gene Ontology annotation, biological process: protein O-linked glycosylation via mannose. Lineage: Eukaryota; Metazoa; Chordata; Actinopteri; Salmoniformes; Salmonidae. Gene Ontology annotation, cellular component: endoplasmic reticulum.